GAUCUCCAACGCACAAGUCUACCAACUACAUCAAACGCGCAAGCAAAACUCAAGCAUGGGCAAGUCCGACCGCAACGUUACCGCAGAACAAGAGUUCGCCGCUCUCGAAAAGCUGCUCAUCCAAACUUCCGACGACGCCACCAGAUGCCUCAAGCUUCUCAAGAAGAAUCUGUCCGACUACGACAGUCGCCAUGGCAACCACUUCAUCAACGCCUCCACAUCGUACAUGCGGAGUGACAUGCGCACCGCCAAGGACACGGCCGCCGACCUCAAGCAUGUUGCGCACCGAAUCAGUAAGAGCCCGCAACCGUCCGAGACGGAGAUCCACUCGGCUCGUAACAUGAUGGGCGCGACAGCCAAAGCCAUGGAUAUCCUAAACACAACUGCACGCAAUUACGACCAAGAGAAGGGUCGGUCCAAGGGUGUCAAGGGUGCGGUCGACAACAUGAUCGGCCAUAACGACAAGGAGUAUCACGAGAGAGAGGGAGGCGUCUUUGAUAAGAACAAGGAGAAAGAAUCCAAGGGCACCGGUCUUUUUGGCAAGAACGAUGAGCGCAAGCAUGAAAAGCACACCGGUUUGUUUGGCAAAGAUAAGGAUGACAACAAGCACACUGGUCUGCUCGGCAAGGGCGACAAACAUAAGGACGAGAAGCACACCGAUCUCCUCGGCAAGGGUGACAAGGAGAAAAAGCACGGCCAUGGUCUGCUCGGAGGUAGGACCGAUCACCACCACGACGAACACCGUGGCGGUAUUUUCAGCGGUUCUGACACGGUUGAGGCGCUGGUCAAGUCGACUCUGCGUGAAAACUUCAACGUCAGUGCUCUGAGCCACCAGAUCACGAUCUCAGAGAAGUCGCUAUCGUCGUCGCCGAGCUUCGUGGAGCGUGCGAAGGAGGCCGUCCACGAGGUGAAGGAGAAGAUCAAGGGCGAUAAGUCGAGCCCGACGAGUGAGAGUCACCACGCUCACAAGCAUGUGUGAACCCAUGAGCUCGAGAAACGCAGGUCCAGCCCGGUGGACUUUGUUUUAGUGAAGCUGUAUAUUUUGAAUUGUAACUCUUUAAUGCUUCUGAUGAAUGCAUCA
Molecule: messenger RNA, 1081 nt
Organism: Phytophthora infestans T30-4
Lineage: Eukaryota; Oomycota; Peronosporomycetes; Peronosporales; Peronosporaceae
Exons: 1
Coding region: 56-979 (307 amino acids)
Source: RefSeq, a predicted model, not a curated record